AUGUCCAUCACAAACGGCCAGCCCGCCUGGCACCCUCCCUACUUGCAACAUACAAACAGCAAUAGAAGUAUAUCGCAUCUCGACGAUGUCCCUGCGCGCACUCAGACCCCCGUUGAUAACUCGAGUGCGUUGAUGCCUGAGGCACAACUUGAUAUCGAGGAUGAGAACAGACGCGCUCUAUUUGCCGAUUUGUAUCGCAAGACUGAGGACAAGGUCGCGCUGCUAUUUUCUGAAGAUGGCUCAUAUAACUAUCCCGCGAUUACUGCUCUGCGACGCUCUCCGCCCCCCUCCGCACAUGUUAUCCCUCCUACGACCGACCACGAACCUAUCAAGGAACCCCCCUUAAAGAAGGCGAAGCGCACCAUCGACGAAGACGACUACGACGAUGAUGAUGAUGAAGAAGACGAAGAGGAUGAACCCUCACAACCGGUGUUCAAACCCAACUCGGCCGUCGCCCCUGCCAAUACGUUACUUUCGCCGUCCAAAUCAGGGAGUUCGCCUGUUCACUCGGUGACAUCACCGGAGAAGCAUGGUGAUAAACCCAAGGAUCAAGACGGUUCGCAACCUAAAGACAAAGAUAGUGAAGAUUCGAUAAAGAAACUUGAGGAAGCACGAACGGCUACCGAAGCCGCCGCUCGGAGGAGCUUCCAUACUAUAUUCCAUACCCUCGAAAAUGACCGAGCGGCUAUGCUGGAACAACAACAACUUGAGGAUUCCGAGAAGCAGUUGCAAGCUGAAAUGGAUCAUAACCAUCACCCAGCCACCAACCACAGCAGUGUUGUUCCGAAUCAGGGGUCCCUUAGUAGCGCAAACCUCGGUGCUUCCAGUUUAACAUUGAAACAUCUAAUCGCCCGCAUCGACAUGAAACGAGAUCAGGUCCGCGCCUCCGACGCUGAGCUUCGACUGUUGAUGAAUGAGGUCCGCAAGAAUAGGAGCAAAUGGGCCAGCGAGGAGAAUGUGAACCAAGAGGAGUUGUAUGAGGCUCUGGAAAAGGUCUUGACGGAAUUGAAGGCGCAUACCGAAUACUCCACUCCUUUCUUGACAAGGGUCAACAAGAGGGACGCCCCUGACUAUUACAAUUUCAUCAAAAACCCGAUGGAUCUUGGUACCAUGACCAAGAAACUCAAGAGUCUGAAUUACAAAUCCAAGACAGAUUUCGUCGUGGAUCUUAAUUUGAUCUGGGACAACUGCCUCAGAUACAAUCAAGACAUGAAUCACCCAUUACGGCGCAUGGCGAAUGGGAUGAGGAAAGAAGCAGAAAAGCUUAUUCCACUGAUCCCUGAUCUUGCCAUUCGCUCCCGGGCUGAGGUUGAAGCUGAGGAACGACGGAAGCAAAACGGCGGGGAUGACGAUGCAGGAGAAGACUCCGAUGACGAGCCGAUCAUGUCUUCACGAGGCCGCAAAGCUGGCGCCAAGGGCGCAAGCAAAGCACGAAAAGCCCCGAAUGAUCAGAAAGAAGAUACGCCAGCAAUUGACCAGAAGCCCAUACUUCAAGUCAAUGGACUCGUGGGGAAGGUUCGUGAAGGCUCAGAAGUUGACGGAAGCAAUGGUUUUGGGACGCCACCAAUUGCUGGGUCACUUACACCAGGCGGCGUCAACGGUCACUCAGGAAUCGCGAGCAAUGCCGAUGCUAUGGACAUUGACGGACCAAGCAUCAAUGGCUUGGCCCUCAACUCAGCGUUCGGUGAAGCUGUUGAACAGGUCUUCGAGGACGAGGAGUAUAAGGUGUGGAAACAAACUACCAAGAAAGAUCGAGCUCUGGUGGCCAAGGAGCGAUUCCAACUAUUCAAGGACAACAAAUUCAACACCGAAGCCCCUGCUCUCCUUCGCACCAAGGCCGGCAUGCGUCGAUUCCUGAAAAGGCAGAGGGAAGCUGAGGCAGAGGGUAUCAUUACCAAUGCUCAAGCAAAUUCGACAGCUGUGGCCUCGGAAUCUGCGACAACGAAACCAACCGAAACUUUGGCUGAAGAGAUCGAGGAAGAGGCAGUCAAGGUGAUUCCUGACUACUACGACACCUUAAGCAACAUUCCCGACAUUCACCCAAAGCUUCAAUGGAUUGAGGACAGCGAAGGGCAGGUGAUCAACCAGCAUGAGGAGUUUCUUCGUCUAGUUCCAGCUGGUACAUUUGUGGCACCACCAGGGCGCUUUACCAAGAAAAUGGACGAAAACAUCCAUCAGAUUCAGGAGACAAGAAAGCUUGCGACCAGGAUCUCGGUCAUCAAGCAGAUGCAAGUCCAGACACAGGUGUAUACAAACCAAUUCCCGAAGUCAAACUCAGACCCCUUCGUGGAGCAGGACAUUGAGCCUCAUUUCAUCUCAGACGAUGGCCCUGUGAUGGCAACCGAAACAUGCCAAGAAGCUCUCAAGCGCUCCAUUGCCAAGGUCCUCUAUCACACUGGAUUUGAGGAGCUUCAGCCUUCAGCCAUGGACGCUUUUACGGGAGUUGUGGGGGAUUAUUUUCACAAGCUGGUUCGGACUUUUAAUCUUUAUAAUGAAGCAGAAAAGGAACCAACGCCUGCAACCGUGCCAGGUGCCAGAUUCCAACCCAAGUUCACACCCGAAGAAGUUAUACUCCACACCCUGGACGAGAACGGCCACGAUGUCAGUUCGCUGGAGCUAUACGCCAAGGAUGAGAUCGAUCGACUCAGCACCAAGUUGGACGCUCUUCACGAAAGGAUGAAGCUGCACCUCACGGACUUGUUACGACCUGCUCUAUCACAGGAUGCUGGCGCUGAUGGAGUUGGAGCCUUCAAAGAUGGCAGCGAGCAGUUCGUCAGCGGUGACUUUGCUGAGGACCUUGGUGAAGACUUCUUUGGUUUCCGGGCACUAGGUCUGGAUAAGGAGAUGGGACUUGAUAUGAUCUCCGUGCCCUUGCAUCUUCUACAAACCCGAGUCCGCAAUCAAUACCAGAUGCAGACACAGACUACUGGGGAGACGGCCACCGAUCUCUUCGACCCAUUGCCAAAUUCAGAGCCAGUCACCAAGGAGAACAUUCAGGACCAAGUUGGCCUGGUCAAGAACUUCUUCCUGGCUAAGCUGCACGCUAAUGGCGAUCAGCCCCUCGUGGAGGACGAAGACCUGCCUACCAAACAGAAGAAGCCUCGUCCUCGUUUGGGUGCGAGUGGAAAGAUUGUUACUGCUCAGAAGCGCUCUCCCAAGGAGCAGCUGGCUCUCGCCAAGAAGAAGAAGAAGAUGGAGGCAGCCGCUGCUGAAGCCAGAGCCAAUGCUAACGCAUCGCCUGAUAAAGGAGGUGUCAACGCUACCCCUGGCAAGAAGAAGUCCAUGACAGCUACGACUGGCUCAGCACCUAAUCCUGCAGUUCUUGCCUUGGCUCCAAGCAUGGAAAGGCAAGACAGCAUGCAGAGCCAGGGUAACAACAGCCAAACAGACAAGGACGACACCAUCGGCAUGAUGAGCCCAGAAAGCAUUGCUCAGUAG
Fusarium sp. VM40 is the source of this 3438-nucleotide messenger RNA. NCBI's taxonomy places the organism in Eukaryota, Fungi, Ascomycota, Sordariomycetes, Hypocreales, Nectriaceae. The record is from the annotation of a GenBank genome assembly.